Molecule: messenger RNA, 597 nt
Organism: Tetrahymena thermophila SB210
Lineage: Eukaryota; Ciliophora; Oligohymenophorea; Hymenostomatida; Tetrahymenidae
Exons: 3
Source: RefSeq, a predicted model, not a curated record
AUGAGAAUUUAAUCAUAAAGUUCUUUAGCUUUUAUAAUAUAAAUUGUAUUAAACCUUAAAUUAUUAUCUCUGAGUCUUGCAUAGAAAUACACUAGCAUAUGGAAUAAUAAUGUAACAAUUCAAGACUCUUGCAUAGGUUCUAAUACAAGCACUGUUCUCAACCAGAAAAUAAUUGACUGUCCAUAUUAAAAAAGUUAUCUACUUAGCAGCUACUAGUCUUACUAUUAUCAGCCUUUUUUCAAUAUUACAAUCCAAGAAACAAACGACUAAAAAAUAAUAUUAAAUAACAAAGGCUUGGGUAGUGUUUGUGUUAAAUUUGCUGAAAUAUGCUUGGAAAAUGUUAAAUAAAGUCAAUAAUAUCAACCUAAAUCAGAUCAGUAUUAUAGAAUAUUUUCUUAACUUAAUACUUAUUAUGUAUCAAUUCAGAUAAUUCCUGCUAAUACUUUCAGCUUGACUAUAAAUGGCACUUAAUACAUUUGUUGGAAUUACUAAAAUAUUACACUUGAUGUUGAUCUCGAUAAUGCCUUCUAUGGAAUAUCGGGAAUUUAAACUGAUAAUGCUUAAUUAAAAACUCAAAAUCCAGACUUUGUAAUUUGA